UUAAUUUUUGUUAAUUUAAUGUAGGUUUACUUUGACUACAUGAGAAGCUUUCGUGUAGAAUUUGAUGAAUUCUUUGAGGACGGUGUUAUUUCUGAGAUUGAAAUUGGUCUGGGACCAUGUGGGGAGUUACGAUAUCCAUCUUAUCCUGCUAAACAUGGUUGGAGAUAUUCUGGUAUUGGUGAAUUUCAGUGCUAUGAUAAGUACUUGAUGAAGAGCUUGGAGAAGGCAGCAGAAGUUAGGGGCCACGCCUUUUGGGGUAGAGGACCCGAUAAUGCAGGUUCCUAUAAUGAUAAACCACAUGAAACAAGGUUCUUUUGUGAUGGAGGUGAUUAUGAUAGCUAUUAUGGAAGAUUUUUCUUAAACUGGUACUCUCGAGUUCUAGUUGAUCAUGGGGAUCGGGUACUUGCCCUAGCAAAUUUGGCCUUUGAAGGUACUCCAGUUGCUGCUAAGUUAUCAGGUAUCCACUGGUGGUACAAGACAGCAAGCCAUGCUGCUGAGCUAACUGCAGGCUUCUAUAAUCCUUGCAAUCGUGAUGGCUACGCUCCAAUUGCAUCAAUGUUAAAGAAGCAUGAGGCUGCUCUAAACUUUACUUGUGUUGAGUUGCGUACACUCGAUCAGUAUGAGGACUUUCCAGAGGCACUAGCAGAUCCUGAGGGGUUAGUUUGGCAGGUGCUGAAUGCUGCAUGGGAUGUUAGCAUACCAGUUGCCAGCGAGAAUGCCCUUCCUUGUUAUGACAGAGAAGGCUAUAACAAGAUACUAGAAAAUGCCAAGCCUUUCAAUGAUCCAGAUGGAAGACAUUUAUCGGCCUUUACAUACCUUAGGCUCAGUCCAGACCUCAUGGAGAGAUGCAACUUCAUAGAGUUUGAACGUUUUGUUCGAAGAAUGCACGGGGAAGCCAUUUCAGACUUGGACGAGUUGUGUCAGAAUAAGGAUACUGGAAAUUUAGCAGACAACAUGUAACUGGAAUUCUAUGAUAGAGAAUAGGAGAAGCAAUGAGAACAUUGUCUUUGUUACAUGAGCACGCAAUAAAAGAGGCAUCAAAAUCGAUUCAACUCUUUUUACUGUGGGAUGAAUAUUGAUGGAUUUAAAGCUCUGUAGAAAUGCUGGAAAUCUCACGAAUCUACGGACCCUUACCAUCCUGGAUGUACGUCACCAGAGUAAUGUUUCAUUAUAAAAGCUUUGCCAGAUUUUUCGGCAAGGGAAAGGAACCCGUCUCAUGGUUGAUCUCUUCGUUACCCGAAUGCUUCCAAGUAAGUUAGCCUGUUUGUAAUCGAUUUGGUGACUACAUGAAGUUAAACAUUGCCUAAUCUGUAUACAAUGCUCCAUUUUGAAUGCAAGGGGUGAAAUAUGAUGAUCCAAUUUGAAACUAAAUUGAAGUUUA
This is a messenger RNA of Olea europaea var. sylvestris, 1381 nucleotides long. Its product is annotated as beta-amylase 2, chloroplastic-like. Lineage: Eukaryota; Viridiplantae; Streptophyta; Magnoliopsida; Lamiales; Oleaceae. Gene Ontology annotation, biological process: polysaccharide catabolic process. Gene Ontology annotation, molecular function: beta-amylase activity. The transcript is spliced from 5 exons. The record is from RefSeq and is a predicted model, not a curated record. The coding region runs from base 40 to 960 and encodes 306 amino acids.